Molecule: messenger RNA, 2182 nt
Organism: Ruditapes philippinarum (Manila clam)
Lineage: Eukaryota; Metazoa; Mollusca; Bivalvia; Venerida; Veneridae
Product: sex peptide receptor-like
Exons: 2
Coding region: 156-1421 (421 amino acids)
Biological process (GO): G protein-coupled receptor signaling pathway
Cellular component (GO): membrane
Molecular function (GO): G protein-coupled peptide receptor activity
Source: RefSeq, a predicted model, not a curated record
AUUGUGUAAAAAAUUUGAUCAGUAGGAUAUUCCAACUGGCUUUUCUUGGGAAUAUUAUUGACUAUAAUCUACGGAAACCGGACGCAAGUCUCUUUAUUUCACUGGAAACGUAAACAGUAUCAGAUUUCUACUUCAUUAUUCUUUCAACUACCAGAAUGAGCGACGACAACAAUUUAUCUACAACAAGUUCUUUGAACAACGACAGUGAUCCUUACAACAGUAGCAUUUAUUCGGAUGACUACAAUAAUUCCGAUCAUUACGAAUACGGAUCUUAUGAAUACGACGAAUAUCUAUAUCCUGGCUACCCUUUUGAAAGACCUGUUUACUUGUAUAUUUGGAAUAUACUCGUUAUUUUACUAUUUUUGGUGAACGUCGUUGUAAUUUCAGUUUUGAUGCGCAGAAAGAUGCGCACUGCAACAAACAUGAUACUCUCCGCCAUUGCAAUAUCUGAUACAUUGACUGGACUUGUUACCUUGCCAACUUACAUCAUGGUGUAUUAUAAUACACACGAUCCACUGCAAUAUGAAGAUUAUUUUCACAUUAAUAGCACAAAUAUUACACAAUAUUAUGACAAUCCGGUCACUCAGUCCUCUGUGGAUGGAUAUGUUUUAUCAAAGGACUUGUGUCGUGGAUUUAUGCUAUCAAAAUAUUUCUUAUCUAAAAUGUUUCACACAGUGUCAAUUUUCUUGACACUGUUUCUUGCUGUUCAGAGAUACACUUCGGUUGCCUUCCCAUUCAAAUCUCAACGUAUUUUUUCCGUCAGAAAUACCGUUAUAUUCUGUUUGAUUAUCUUCUUUGCCUCACCACUCCUUCAUGUGUACCACGUGACAACAGAUAAAGCGGUUGAUGGUAUUUGUCAAUGGGAGCUUGGCGAGGAUGAUUGCGGAGGAGACUGUAUCUAUCUUUGGUUAUUGUUUAUAGUUCGUCAUUUCAUACCUUGUGUCAGCCUAACAAUAUCCACUGUUAUUUUCAUCAAACAUUUACGAGGUGGUGCACGAAACUUUGGAAACAUGGAUGGGAACUCUUCGCAAAAUUUGAAUUGGAUUGAAGAAAACCGAAGUAUUUCGACCAUUGUCAUUGUUAUCGUAGUGGUGUUUCUUAUUCCCGAGAUACCAUACGGAGUUUUCCUCUUCUAUCAUGCUAUCGACAAAGCAACAACGAAUGGGGAAAAUUCCAAUCUGGAUGUCAACAGAGGCAUCCAUAUGGGCUAUGAACUGCUGCUUGUCCUAUCUUUCAACGCAAACUUUUACAUUUACACAUUUUUGAACAAGAAGUUCCGUAAAUGUUUGAAACGAACGUUCUUAUACCCGUUUCGGGGAUUGGUCGGAGACCAGGAGGGGUUUUCUGAAACGUCACCAAUAUCUACAAGGCAACAAGAAAGACAAACCGGAUCCUCCAAAGGAGCUGUUGAAAUGAAUUAGAUGCAAACGAUUGUUCGGAUAAGUCUGCAACAAUGCAACCCAACAAAAUGAUGCAUACGUGUUUGAAAAACAGCCAUCAAUAUGAUAAUAAAACCAUUAAAAAUAAUUAUAUAAUGAAAUAGAGAAAAAAAAAGAAUCCCUAAAAGAAAGCCCAACACGGCAAAAUUAAUAAUGUUGCAGGUUGGUUUGAUUGAACCUGUUCAUGGACGGUACUUAAAAGUGCAAAUUACCGUCCAAGCCCCCCCCCCCCUAGCACCGGUUUAAGCAGACUUGAACAUUUAAACACGAAAAUAGUGACAUUCUGAAUAUUUUUGUUCAAACGGCGGUUAUCAUGGAACAUUCAACAUCAAUAAGAAAAAAAACGAGUGCGUGAGUGAGUCAGUGAGUGAGUGCGUGAGAUGGUGAGUGAGUGAGUUGUAGAGUGAGUGAGUGAGUUGAAGAGUGAGUGAGUGAGUGAGUGAGUGAGUGAGUGAGUGAGUGAGUGAGUGAGUGAGUGAGUGAGUGAGUGAGUGAGUGAGUGAGUGAGUGACGAUGAACAUAAAUCUUUUAUAUUAGUAAACAGCCUCGAAUUAUGUAAGCAUGCUAUUUUUAAUGCAGAUAAAAAUACAAGUAUUUCUCCCUAUCAAGAUUUAUUGAUUAUCAUCUUUAUUUGUUUUCAAGAUACAUUAAUAAUUAUGUAUUAAUCUUAAUUAAGUUGUAUUUAGUCAAAUUAUUUGAAUAGAUUGCAGUAUAUGUUCGUAUUAUGCUUUGUUUUUUUUUAU